GACUCCGUGGGCGGGGACGUCUCCUUCUGGGACUGCGCUGGCGGGCUCGUGGCGAGGCUGAAGAGGCCGGACAGCGGCACGGUCAUGCAGGACAGGGACGGCAACAACGUGGCCGAAGUGCUGACCGAGGCGCUCGAGGCCUCGGAGUCGUGGAGGUUUCGCUCCCGGGUCACGCUCUCGGCGGAGCCGAAGCUCGCCGGAGAGGCGGGAGAGAAGCUGACCACCCUCGUGCAGGACCCCGAGAGCUCCGGCGCGGCCUUCCAGAUCACGGUGGAGAUCUUGGGCAAGGUCGCGG
Messenger RNA from Prorocentrum cordatum, 295 nucleotides. The record is from the annotation of a GenBank genome assembly. NCBI's taxonomy places the organism in Eukaryota, Dinophyceae, Prorocentrales, Prorocentraceae.